GCCAGUCAAGCUGAGGCGACUGCUGGUCUCUGACGACCUUGGGCUGAAAGUUUGCAGGAUUCUGUCAAAGGGCUGAGGGAAAACAGCCUGGAGCAGAGGGCAACCAGUUGCAGAAUCUACCAGCCAGGAACUGGAAGCAGGUGAGUUGUGUUGUUGGUGAUUGCUUGCCAAGAUGAAGCAUCUGACACCCCUCACCCUCCUUGCCUGUGGCUCCUUUAACCCCAUCACAAACAUGCACAUGCGUUUAUUUGAACUGGCAAGAGAUCACUUUCAUCAAGCAGGAAAGUACCAGGUGACUGAAGGUAUAAUUUCACCUGUUAAUGAUAAAUAUGGAAAGCAAGGAUUGGCUUCCGCAAAGCAUCGGCUAGAAAUGGCUCGGCUUGCUCUAGAGACAUCGGAGUGGAUCAGAGUGGACCCUUGGGAGAGUGAGCAGGAGCAAUGGAGUGAGACUGUAAAGGUGCUAAGGCAUCAUUAUAAAGAAUUACUUAAAUCACACUGUAUCAGGAGACUGCCUGGGAAAAACAAUUGGCCCAUAGAAAAAGCUGCUGGGGCAUCACUGGCUUCAUCGCUUACAGUUUUCCCAGAACUAAAACUUCUUUGUGGAGCUGAUGUUCUGAAGACGUUUCAAAUACCCAACCUGUGGAAUGAAGAGCACAUUCAAGAAAUAGUGACAAAGUUUGGGCUGGUUUGUGUUAGUCGUGCUGGCAGUGAUCCUUCUCAGUAUAUUUCUGAAUCAGAGCUUUUAUGUAGAUACCAGCACAAUAUUCACUUGGUUAAAGAAUGGAUUCCAAAUGAAAUCAGUGCCACAAAUAUAAGGUGUGCCUUGCGCAAAGGGCAAAGUGUGAAAUACCUGAUUCCAGACUCUGUUAUUUCAUACAUUAAGGAAUAUAAUAUAUAUAUGGAAGAGAGUGAACGGAAAAAUGAAGGGAACUUGCUACAGCCUCUGAAGCAGAACAGUGCUAUGAUCAACCUGCUCAAUGAAUGAUGGUUCUAUGCAACCAAAUGAGUGGUUUCCCACUUCAUGAAGUGGGUUGAGAAGGAAAGUCUAUAAAGAUAACUUAAAAAGCUGUGGUAAUUUGUAAGCAAUCCAUUAUACCAAAAUCUGUAAACAGCAGUCCAAAGCCUUGAGUGGCUCAGCUCCUUCUUUAUUAUCUGUCAUACCUAAUAUAAUUUUACUCAGAUAGUGGGAAUGCCUGUCGAGAGCUACCCCAGAUUGAAAUAAAAAAGCAAGUCCCGGAUCAGCUGGUGGCUCUAAUUCUGGUGUUCACUUAUACACAAUGAGGCAACGAGAGAUGUAGUGCUAGUUGCAAUAAGUGGUAGUUUGCCAUAAUUGGGUUUAUGCUUGUUGAACUGUGUUACAAAUUUAUCAGUUUUAAGUAUGACUGUUGACAAAGAAUUAAACUGUUGUGAACCUUGAUCCUAGACACCUUUAUUUGAUAAGUAGGAUUUACUUUGAAGUAAACUGUUAAGCACUGUCUUGUUAUUGCCAUUUUCCUUUGUCUGUAUGAACUCAA
Eublepharis macularius is the source of this 1514-nucleotide messenger RNA. RefSeq names its product retinol binding protein 1 (gene RBP1). Bases 173 to 985 code for a protein of 270 amino acids. Gene Ontology annotation, molecular function: fatty acid binding; nicotinate-nucleotide adenylyltransferase activity; nicotinamide-nucleotide adenylyltransferase activity. Gene Ontology annotation, cellular component: mitochondrion; cytosol; nucleus. The transcript is spliced from 6 exons. NCBI's taxonomy places the organism in Eukaryota, Metazoa, Chordata, Lepidosauria, Squamata, Eublepharidae. The record is from RefSeq and is a predicted model, not a curated record. Gene Ontology annotation, biological process: fatty acid transport; NAD+ biosynthetic process.